AGGCAGUCCAGUCCAGUAGUAGUAAGGCUUCGGCCAUUGCCGAGUUCAUAACGUACGUUGCUCGGCUCGGCUUGGAGCGAGCGCCGAAUCGAGUCCUUCGCAUGGACGCCGCACGGAGCCUGAGCAGACGCUACUGUCCGCGUGUUUAGUGUUUGCAUUUAAGCGGUCGCUGAGCUCUCCGAUCUUGUCUUUGGAUCAACUGAUUUCUUUGACGUUCUGCGUCUUCAACAUUUAUUGGCAGAAUGGAACGACAGCGCGUAUGGAUUCCAGACGCGGCGGAGGGCUUCAUCGAGGGCAUCGUCGUGGACUUAGGUCUGGACGAGGUGACGGUGGAGCCCUUGGACAGGAAGAAGGGCAAAGCAGUGACGGCCACCUUGGACAGGGUGUACCCGGCUGAGGUGUACGACAGCAAAGAUGUGGACGAUAACUGUUCACUCAUGCACCUGAAUGAAGCAACCCUACUCAAUAACAUUCGGAUGCGAUACAAGAAGGAUAAAAUAUAUACGUAUGUGGCAAAUAUAUUAAUUGCUGUAAAUCCCUAUUUUGAAAUUAAAAACUUGUACUCCAGCCAAACUAUUAAGAGCUACCAAGGGAAGAGUUUGGGUGUAAUGCCACCUCAUGUAUUUGCCAUAGCGGACAAGGCAUUUCGUGACAUGAAAGUGCUGAAACAGUCACAGUCUAUAAUCGUCUCUGGAGAAUCUGGUGCCGGUAAAACUGAAUCAACUAAGUAUCUUUUAAGGUAUCUUUGUGAUUUGUGGGGAUCAGCAGCAGGCCCUAUUGAACAACGCAUUUUAGAUGCCAAUCCUGUUCUUGAGGCAUUUGGAAAUGCGAAAACAACUCGAAACAACAACAGUAGUCGCUUUGGGAAGUUCAUGGAGGUACACUUUGACUCUCGAUGUCAAGUGGUUGGUGGUUUCAUAUCCCACUAUCUUCUUGAAAAAUCAAGAAUUUGUGGGCAAGCAGCAGAAGAAAGAAACUAUCAUGUUUUCUACCAGCUGUGUGCUGGAGCUCCUGAGUCACUUCGUAAGAAAUUUGACAUCACAAAACCAGAUGAUUAUCAUUAUCUUAGACAUGGUUGCACGCAAUAUUUCACUUCUUCAACCACAGAGAAGAAACUAUCUGCCAAUCAGAAAAGUAGUGCCCAUAGUAAGAGUGGAUCAUUGAAUGAUCCAUUAUUGGACGACAUUGAUGACUUUCAAUCUAUGGACCAGGCUUUAGUGCGGCUUGGUCUUGCUGAAGAAGAAAGGCUAAAUAUAUAUGCAAUGGUCGCGGCUGUUCUUCACCUUGGAAAUGUGUGUUUUGAAGAUAACCCUGAAGAUACUAAAGGUGGUUGUCAAGUGACAGGGAGCUCUGAAAAAUCUCUUUCUACUGCUGCAAAUCUAAUGGGAGUUGAUCCAGAAGAAAUGAGACAGGCUUUAGUCUCAAAAGUAAUGAUGACAAACCGUGGUGGUCUGAAAGGCACUGUCAUUAUGGUUCCUCUCAAAAUUUAUGAGGCUAACAGUGCACGUGAUGCCCUUGCCAAAGCAAUAUAUAGCAAAUUGUUUGACUACAUUGUGCAACGAAUUAACAAGAGUAUACCUUUCAAAGCGUCCAGCUAUUACAUUGGCGUUCUGGAUAUUGCUGGGUUUGAAUACUUCACUGUCAACAGCUUUGAGCAGUUCUGCAUCAAUUACUGUAAUGAAAAGUUGCAGCAGUUCUUUAAUGAACGAAUUCUUAAGGAGGAGCAAACUUUAUAUCAAAAAGAAGGGUUACAAGUGAAAAAAAUUGAAUUUGUUGAUAACCAGGAUUGCAUAGAAAUGAUUGAAGCAAGUAAAAUUGGCAUUUUCAGUCUAUUGGAUGAAGAAUCAAAGCUCCCUAAAAGUGUAGCUACUCACUUCACCACCGAAGUUCACAGUCAGUGGAAGAAUCAUUUUAGAUUAGGCUUACCCCGAACAUCCCGCUUGAAAGCACACAGGGAAAUUAGGGAUGAUGAGGGCUUCCUUAUUCGUCACUUCGCAGGAGCUGUUUGCUAUCAAACCGCUCACUUUAUUGAUAAAAAUAAUGAUGCGUUGCAUGCAUCCUUAGAAGGAUUAGUUCAAGAGAGCAAGAACAGCUUCCUACAAAACUUAUUUGCCAAUUCUGCUGUGCCUGCUGCACAGAAAGGCAAACUAACUUUCAUAAGUGUUGGAAACAAGUUCCGUCAGCAGCUAGGAGAACUAAUGGACAAAUUAGGAAGUACUGGUACAAAUUUUGUGAGAUGUAUUAAACCCAAUCAUCGUAUGGUGGCACAUGACUUUGAGGGAGGCUCAAUUUUAUCACAGUUGCAGUGCUCAGGAAUGACCAGUGUAUUAGAGCUUAUGCAGCAGGGAUUCCCUUCACGGGCACCAUUUAGUGAAUUGUACAACAUGUAUCGUAGUGCUUUGCCUCCUGAGCUGGCACGUCUUGACCCAAGACUCUUCUGCAAGGCACUAUUUCGGGCUUUGGGCAUGAAUGAAAAUGAUUAUCGUUUUGGUGUCACCAAAGUUUUCUUCCGCCCUGGUAAAUUUGCAGAAGUUGAUGCUAUUAUGAGGUCAGAGCCUGAAAAUCUUGCAGCUAUGAUAAAGAAGGUGAAAGUAUGGCUUCUGAUCUCUCACUGGAAGAAGGCACAGUGGUGUGCACUUUCUGUUAUUAAAUUGAAGAACAAGAUUCUGUACCGCAGAGAAUGUCAUGUAACUAUUCAGAAGAACAUUCGAAUGUAUCUAGCUAAAAAGCAUCACCGACCUAGGUACCGUGGAAUUAUGAAGAUCAACAGUUUGCAGUCCAUGUUAAGCCGUAUGCAAGAAAUAAUUAAGCAAAUGAAGAAGGAUCGUGAAGCCAGUGAGUCUCAGGUCAAAGCUCUCCACGAUGACAUGACGUCAGCUAUAAGAAAAAUAAAAACAAAUCCUAAGAUAAGUGGUGCAGAAGUAGAUGGACUUUAUACACAACUUAUGAAUAAGGCCAAUGCACAAAUGGGUGCUCUCCAAGCAAAACUGGAACUACAGAAAAGUGCAGAGGAGCAGGAGAGAUUGCGUAGGAUCCAGCAAGAAAUGGAAGAAGAGAAAAGGAGGAAAGCUGAUGAAGAAGCAGCUCAAAGAGCUCAGGAGGAGGACCGCAAAAAAAAGCAGGAAAUGGAAGCCAGGCGGAAGAUUGAGGAAGAACAAAGGAAAAGGCAAGAAGAGGAAGACAAAAAGACUGCAGCAGCUCUUCAAGCCCAGCUGGAACAAGAGGCUAUGGCCGAUGCAAGGUUCCGAGAUCAAAUGGAACAGGAGCGUAGAGAUCAUGAAUUGGCUUUAAGAUUGGCUCAGGAAACUAAUGGUCAACUUGAAGAUGUGUCACCACCUAUGAGAAGAUCAGAAAGCACUCGAACAUUAGAUGGAGCAGAAAAAAAUAAGUUUGAUCUGUCCAAGUGGAAGUAUUCAGAGCUACGAGACACUAUUAAUACAUCCUGUGACAUCGAUCUGUUAGAGGCUUGCCGUGUUGAGUUUCAUCGCCGACUAAAGGUGUAUCAUGCCUGGAAAGCAAAGAAUAGGCGUCGCACAACAAUGGAAGAAAAUGAGAGAGCCCCUCGAUCAGUUAUGGAUGCAGCUGCUCGCGCUCCCAGGUCACAAGUGAAGUCACCUGUAGUUCCAACCAGCUCUCAGCGUUUUUUCCGUAUUCAGUUUGUUCGUCCAUCGGCCAAUCAGAGUUCAGAAAAUGGCCAGAGUAAUGGUCACACAGAUGUUGGAACUACUGGCUAUUCAGAGGGAAGGAGAGGUUGGUGGUAUGCACACUUUGAUGGGCAGUUUGUUGCCCGUCAAAUGGAACUGCAUCCAGAUAAAGCUGCCAUAUUACUAACAGCAGGUUUGGAUGAUAUGCAGAUGUGUGAGUUAAGUCUUGAAGAGACUGGCUUGACAAGGAAACGGGGUGCUGAAAUAUUGGAACAUGAAUUUGAAAAGGAGUGGGAAAAACAUGGAGGAAAGCCGUUCAUAAGAAUGGCACGAAACAAUAAGUAGAAAAUUUUAUUUGAGGAGAAGAUUUAUUUAAUAACUGUGAUGACUGUAAGUUCACUUUCUGUGUUGUUUGGCAGAAGAGAUGUGGAGUCUCUACUUUGUUCAUUAUAAGUUUUGGUUAAUUAGUGAAAUUGAUUCUGUCCUAAAAAUGAACUUACUAUUUUAAAUUCUAAAGCUUUGUUAAACCUCAGGCAAUGAUAAUGCCUGUGUUCUUGAUAUCUUACUUACCUAUUUUAUUACUGUGCAACUCUGUAAAAGUGCAUGCAAAAAUGCAUUUAAAUAUAUUGCCUAUAUAGAGCAUGCUGCUAAUUAUCACUGUCUUGUAAGUUACCUUGUUGAUUGUGUCAAUCAUAAAAAAUGCACAUUGAUAGAACCUCUAAUCAAAGUUUUUUGUUCAAAAAGAUAGAGCACUAUCAGUGAGAUUAAGACUUAAUUGAUGCUUUUUCUUCUCCCAGUCGCAAAAGAUUUACUUUUUAAAUUCCAAAACCAUGAAAAUCAAUGGCAAUAUUGAUGUAAGUUCAGUUACAGGUGAUAAAUUUUAUGAAGCAAACAUUCCUGUAUUUUAGUAGAUGAAGAUGUUUUUUCCUAUAUGUACUGAAAUGUGAACUAAAAUGAUUUAUUUUGGAAAAAUAAUGUUUGUGCACUUUGUUAUUGUUAAUUAAAUGUUUUCAAGGAGUUAA
Frankliniella occidentalis (western flower thrips) is the source of this 4666-nucleotide messenger RNA. It is a transcript of the gene jar, whose product is annotated as myosin heavy chain 95F. Gene Ontology annotation, biological process: actin filament organization; endocytosis; vesicle transport along actin filament. The record is from RefSeq and is a predicted model, not a curated record. The transcript is spliced from 21 exons. Lineage: Eukaryota; Metazoa; Arthropoda; Insecta; Thysanoptera; Thripidae. Gene Ontology annotation, molecular function: actin filament binding; ATP binding; microfilament motor activity. Bases 243 to 3989 code for a protein of 1248 amino acids. Gene Ontology annotation, cellular component: actin cytoskeleton; myosin complex; cytoplasm.